Messenger RNA from Tilletiopsis washingtonensis, 1194 nucleotides. RefSeq lists its product as hypothetical. The transcript is spliced from 3 exons. NCBI's taxonomy places the organism in Eukaryota, Fungi, Basidiomycota, Exobasidiomycetes, Entylomatales. The record is from RefSeq and is a predicted model, not a curated record. The coding region runs from base 62 to 1081 and encodes 339 amino acids.
CUUCCCACCACCUCCACCCCUCGCCCUGCACCGCAGCCGCUGCACAGAAGCACUGCUCGGCAUGCCGGCAUCGCCUUCUUCUCAUGCGCCCGAGUCCGAGCUCGGCGCUGCAGAUGUCGCCGCUGUAGCGCCGUCCGAUGCUGCUCCGGCCAAGUCCAGCUCGCCGCCAGCCGCGCCAGCCACGUCCAGCUCGCAGGCACCGCAGUCGCCGCCAGCAGCAGCUGCAUCGCAAGGCUCGCCAGCCACGUCUCCUGCGCCGGCAGAUGUCACGGUCUCUGCAGCGGCCUCGCCAAAGCAGCCCUCACGCGGCGGCAAGGUGCCGACAGCGCCGCGAGCCAUGCGCAAGCAGCAAGGCGCUGCUGGGCCGAGCACUUUGCAAAGCAGCAACGUCACACCUGCACAGAGCGCUGCCGCAGAGCCAGCUGCAGCUCCUGCUGACGGCAAUGCCGCAGCGCUUGUGCCCGUCAGCGCUGAGCGGCCGAAGCAGCCAUCAUACCUGAACCGCACACGCCACACGACCGGUGGGCCUGCGCACACCCGUCUGUCGCCCGAAGAGCUCGAGGCAAAGAUGGCACGUGCUCGGCUGGCCAACGAGCAGAUCAUGCGGCGCCGCGAGGCCGUCGACGAGGACACGCGCGCCUACAGCGAGCGCACGAAGAAGGAGGACGAGCGGCGUCAGCAGGAGCGCGCCAGGGAGGAGGAAGCCAAGCGUGAAAAGAAGGCGCGCGAGGAAGAGGAGAGGAAGAAUGCGCGAGAGAAGGAGGAGAGAGAUCGAGCAAAGCUGGCUGCCAUUACCUCGGAGCGAGAGGCGAAUGCAGCACGCAAGCUCGAGCGCUCCGGACGGCGCGACUGGGACGCCGAGAAGGCCGACGAGCUGUGGAAGACCAACUACAAGGCGUACGCGCAUGCCGAGAGCAGCGAGGGCUACGGCUCGGGCGCGCGUGGCAGCGGUCGCGGCAGAGGCGAUGGCCGAGGGCGUGGAGCAGACAGAGGCGGCCGAGGACGAGGCCGAGGAGCGGCGCCGCCUCAGGUGCCCGUGCAGCUCGCCAGCAAGACGGAGUUCCCGGCGCUGGGCAAGUAGUCGUCUCGACACACGCAAAAGGCGCCGGGCGAGCAGCAGCAGCGCCGUGGGCGUUUCUCUCUCUCUCUCAAUGCGACAGUGAGAUCUCAUGUCAAUGACGGCCAUGCGCCUUG